AUGGGCUGGUUCAGUGACGACUCCGAUCAGGCUCAGGCCUACAACACCUACAACGGCCAGCAAGAGCACGAUCCUUCCGUGAUCCACGAGCUGAUCGCCGGUGCCGCCAGCUACGAGGCCGCCAAGGCCUACGAGAACCACGUUGCUCAGAACGGCGAGCCCGAGAGCCACGCAAAGGCCAAGGAGAUCCUGGCUGGAUUCGCUGGUGCCUUUGUCGACCGUGAGGUUGAGACCAGAGGAUUGGACUUCUUUGACAAGGAGAGGGCCAAGUACCAGGCCAGAGAGCAGGUCCACGAGGCUUAUGACAACAACGGAAACCAGUUCUAG
Molecule: messenger RNA, 327 nt
Organism: Penicillium expansum
Lineage: Eukaryota; Fungi; Ascomycota; Eurotiomycetes; Eurotiales; Aspergillaceae
Product: DUF3759 domain-containing protein
Exons: 3
Coding region: 1-327 (108 amino acids)
Source: RefSeq, a predicted model, not a curated record